This is a messenger RNA of Leptosomus discolor (cuckoo roller), 3540 nucleotides long. NCBI's taxonomy places the organism in Eukaryota, Metazoa, Chordata, Aves, Leptosomiformes, Leptosomidae. The record is from RefSeq and is a predicted model, not a curated record.
AUGGAAACAACACAGGAGUCGGUGUUCUCAAGCGUGGCCAAGAAUAUUGUUGAAUCUUGUAUGAAUGGCUACAAUGGAACCAUCUUUGCAUAUGGCCAGACUGGGUCAGGAAAAACCUUUACUAUGAUGGGACCAUCUGAUUCUGAUAAUUUCACUCAUAGUCUGAGAGGUGUAAUUCCACGGAGCUUUGAAUACUUGUUUUUUCUAAUUGAACGUGAAAAAGAAAAGGCUGGCAGUGGAAAGAGUUUUCUCUGCAAAUGCUCAUUUAUUGAAAUCUACAAUGAACAGAUUUUUGACUUGCUAGAUUCUGCUUCAGCUGGACUCUUCCUCAGAGAACACAUCAAGAAGGGAGUCUUUGUUGAUGGUGCUGUUGAACAAGUGUUGUCAUCUGCUGCUGAAGCGUACCAGUCAAGAUCACAUGCAGUUUUCACUAUCACAGUGGAAUCCAUGGAGAAAAUCAAUGAGGUUGUUAACAUUCGGUCUUCCCUGCUCAACCUGGUAGACUUGGCAGGAUCUGAGAGACAGAAAGACACCCAUACAGAAGGACUGAGGUUAAAGGAAGCAGGCAACAUAAAUCGAUCACUAAGUUGCCUGGGCCAAGUAAUCACAGCACUUGUUGAUGUGGGUAAUGGAAAACAGAGACACAUUUGUUACCGGGAUUCCAAGCUCACUUUUCUGUUACGGGAUUCUCUUGGUGGCAAUGCAAAAACAUGUAUAAUCGCAAAUGUUCAUCCGGGAUCUAGGUGUUUUGGUGAAACACUGUCCACUCUUAAUUUUGCCCAACGAGCGAAGUUGAUUAAAAACAAGGCUGUGGUAAAUGAAGACACACAAGGAAAUGUCAGCCAGCUGCAAGCUGAGGUCAAGAAGUUGAAAGAGCAGCUUGCUCAGCUUACUUCAGUGCCAUCUGUGCAUGAUAUUUCUGUAUUACAAGGUGCUGUUGAAAAAGGGAAGAACAACAUAAAUUACAUGAACAACUUCCUUGAAGCAAUGUUGUUCUGGGAGAAAUCAGAAGGCGAAAAGAAGAAUUUAUUAGAAAAAAUUGCUCAACUAGAAGAUCUGUGUGCCAAGAAAGAGAAAUUUAUUCAGUCCAAUAAAAUGAUAGUUAAAUUCCGUGAAGACCAUAUUGUUCGCUUGGAGAGAUUACAUAAAGAGGCUGGUGGAAGUUUAUUGCCAAAAGAACAAGAUGAUCUCCUCAGUGAAUUGAGGGAGGAAUUGCAGACACUCAGAGAACAGAUGGAACAACACCCACGAAUUGCAAAGUAUGCCAUGGAGAACCAUAACCUCAGAGAAGAGAAUAAAAAGCUUCGUUCUUUACAGUCAGUUAAGAAGGCUCAAGAAAUUGAUGCUCAGACCAUUGCAGAGCUAGAAAAAGCUUUUUUGGAAGCUUCAGCCACAGAGAAAUAUGCUGGAGGUCAUCAUUUAUAUUCCACCACCAUAUCAGUGGAUGGCAACUCACUGGCAUCUGUUGAAAGGCUGAAAGCACGCCUGCUGCAGACUCAAAGUGAACUGGCAAGUUCAAAACAAGAAUAUGAAGAAUUUAAAGAGCUAACCAAGAAAAAGCAUAUGGAACUGGAAUCGGAGCUUCAAUCCCUCCGGAAAGCAAACCAACAUCUUGAAAACAUUCUGGAGGCAACCAAAGCACACAAGCGCCAAGAAGUCUCUCAGUUACAUAAGCUACAUAGAGAAACUCUUAAGAACAUAACCACCCCAACAAAAGCUUACCAGCUAAGAUCUCGCCUAGUCCCACGAAUAAGCCCAGAAAUCUUAGAUUAUCAUUCUGAAGAUUUUCAGUGUCCUGAAGAGAAGAUGGAUGAUAUUUUGAAAGAGCCAGUUCCCCCAGAGAUGAAUGAACAAGCUUACGAGGCCAUUGCUGAGGAGCUCAAAGUGGCACAGGAGCAACUGAGCACAAUGCAGACAAAGCUGGAUGAAGAAGAAAGCAAGAAUAUAAAACUCCAGCAGCAUAUUAAUAAACUGGAGCAUCAUUCUGCACAAAUACAGGAGCUUCUUUCGUCCGAAAGGAAUGACUGGAGUAAAGGGCGCCAGGAGCUCCUUGAACAGAUAAAAUUGCUUGAAAAGCGAUUGCAAGACAGUCAAAGCAAGACUGACAUAUUAAAAAGUGAAGUCUGUGACUUGCGCAUUGUCCUGCAGUCUGCAGACAAGGAGCUGUCUGCUGUAAAAUUGGAAUACAGUGCCUUUAGAGAAAAGCAGGAGAAAGAAAUGAGUCAGCUUUCUGGUAGACACAUGGAUGUACAGUUCCAGCUGGACAGUGUCAGGCUAGAACAUGAAAAGAUUCUUGAAGAAAAAGCAAGUCUGCAGGAUGACUAUGACAAUUUGCAGGAAGUAGCAAAGUUUGAGACCGAUCAACUGAAGCAACAACUUGAGGACAGAAAACAAGAAGCAGAAGCAAUGAAAGCUGAGCUUUGUAGCCUUUUGAAACUCCUGAAAACAGAAAAAGAACAUACUGAAAAACUAACAUUGCAAUUGCAAGAAGACAAAGAAAACAACUCAAAGGAGCUCUUUAAAGUACUUGAAAAAGCACAGGUGGAGAAACCAUCCUCUGAAAUGGUGGCACGAAGUGAGCAGCAGGAAGCAAAACUGCAGAAAUUGGAACAGGAGCUGGCUGCUGCUGAAGAGAUUAUUGCUUCUUUGAAGAAGACAAAUGAUACUGAUAAGGAAGUUGUAACGGACUUGAUGAGACAGAUCCAGGAGCUGAGAUCUUCAAUAAAUCAUAAAACUGAGUCCAUAGACGGGCUGACAAGAGAGCUCGAGGAUAUAAAUUGCAAGUAUAAUCUUGUUCUGGCUGCAAAAGAAGAAAGCAAAGGAAUCAUAGAGGAUCAGGAAAAGAAGCUUGAAGAACUGAGGGAAGCCUUGGAGAGAAGACAAAUAGCUGAUAACAUUGAGAGAGACCUUCUGUGUGAAGACUUGUAUCAUACCACUGAUCAGCUGAUGAGACUGACAGAGGCCUCUAAGAAACAUGAUUCAUUGCUUCAGUGUGCACAGGAAGAUAUAAUGAAGAAAGAAGCUCUAAUACAGGAACUCAGGGAACAGUUGGACAAAAUGACAGAAGAACUGGAGAAAAGGAAGAAUGAAUAUGAACUAAAAAUGAAGCAAAUAGAUUGCUUUGUGGACUCAUCUUCAGUAACAUUUCCUGAGUGUCCAAAAACUCCCCCUAAUUUCGACGUGAAUUUGGCAAAGCUCUUGGAAACUCACGAGCAAGAAAUAGCUGAUCGGAGGGCUUCUGCAAUAAAUCUGGAGCACCUUGUACAUGAACUGAAUGAAGAACGAAGAGCUAAAAAUGAUGAAAUUCUAAGGCUGAAGGAGCAGUUAAAUGAGUUGGAGAACUUGCGUCUGGAAAUGCAGAUAUUGGUGGAGAACAACAGGAAUUUACAGUGCCUUGUAGAAGCUCAGAGACUUAGCAAGAACAGUGAUCAGAAACACCCUGAUGUUCAGUAUCUCAAAGAGAAAGAGGAGGAGAUUGCUGAAGAACGACUCGCCAAGAAUAAAGCAGUGGAGGAGAUGCUGAAAAUCAAAGCAGAGUAA